Tarenaya hassleriana is the source of this 5633-nucleotide messenger RNA. RefSeq lists its product as uncharacterized. Lineage: Eukaryota; Viridiplantae; Streptophyta; Magnoliopsida; Brassicales; Cleomaceae. Bases 612 to 5390 code for a protein of 1592 amino acids. The record is from RefSeq and is a predicted model, not a curated record. The transcript is spliced from 14 exons.
CUUGGUCUUGAUCCUGCGCUGCUUUCGUUGAAAAUUUUGGCAGUGCUUCGAUCUCUCUCUCUCUCUCCCUCCCUAUCUCUCUCUCUUUCUCUCUCUCCCUUCUCGCUUACCGUUUUCGUUAAUUCUUCGAUUCGAAAAACCCUAACGCGUUUACCAGAUAUUGGGGUUGCAGAAGAAUCCAUUUCGGUUGUGCGAGUCGACUUGACGGAAGUGACAUAUUCAACUUGCUUCCUAACCUGAAUGUGAACGAGUUGGUUAAAGCUUUUGCAAUGAAAACGAACGACAUGAUGUUGGUUAACUACCUUUAUUCACUCAUCUAAAGUGUAAUUGCGCUCCACAUUUUGAUCAAUAACAAGAUUUCAGUUGCUGAACAAGGAAAACGAAAAAGCUGAGGACUCGAAACCUGUCGCCAUACUCACAACAAAUGGGAACUAAACAUCGAUAGUUUUCAGUUUUCACCUCGGAUGCUCUGUUCUGAUCUGGGGCUGUCGGGUUUCCAGUCAUCUGAUACAAUUUUUGAGUUAACAGAGCAUGAGAGCCGGGGUUAGCUCAUUAUCUAUUGGGAAAAAGGUCUGGUUUUUCUUUCUCCAUAAUCUGUAGCAGCUGAAUCUAUGCCUGGAAACGACUUUGGGGAGAGGAUCCACAAUUUCUUUGGACAGGAGGGCUUACCCCAAGGCCAGCAUCAAUCCCAGGUUGUGGAGGGAAGCUGGCCCAGUUUUAGUAACGGUCUCUUAGUGGGCAGCCAGAGGCAAAGAGAUUCAUCUCUAGUUUCCAAUUUGAAGAGUUAUAAUGCACAACAAACUGCUGAUCCUGAAGAAGGGCAAUCUUCAAAUGCACAGCAUGGUUUGAACUUUACUCAGCAACCAAUAAGGUCUGAGUACUCCAGAGGUCAUUUGCAAAAUCAUCAGCAACCCGCAAAUGGCUAUAUGCAUGGAAACCAAGUAUUACAGGCAAUGCAACGCGAAGCAAAUUUUUUGGGAAUGGAUGCAGAAUCUGGUGGGCAUAGGUUGACAUCAAAAGGAAUCCCUCCGGACCUUCAUAAAAUUCAGAUGAGGUCAGAUAUGGAAGAAUCUCCAGUUAAUUUUGAUUUUUUUGGUGGCCAGCAACAAGUGAACAGCCAGUCCCCGGGCAUGCUACAUUCUUUGUCGAGGCAGCAUAUGGGUUUCAACGAUAUGCAAUUACUUCAGCAGCAAGUAAUGAUUAAGCAAAUGCAUGAGUACCAAAUGCAACAACAGCUCCAAAAGCAACAACUGGAAGCCAGGCAGAUGAAUUCCUUUAAUCAGGCUGCUGUCAAUGGAAGUCGUUUAGGUGAUAAUCACUCCCAUCCUCUAAUUGAUGGUAUUCCUCUUCGUGAUGCGUCGAAUAAUUCGUGGCAGCAUGAAAUUAUGAUGGCAAAUACAAACUUGCUGCAACGCAGCAUCUCUCCAGUUGUUCAGCAUUCAUCUGGUGGGCUCAUGUUUACCCCUGAGCAAGGACAGAUGAACUUUACGGGUUCAGUUCCACAGCAGUUUGAACAUUCAUUGUACGGUAUGCCAGUUACUGGUGCAAGAGGGCUGCAAAACGGUUUUUCUGCCAUGCAAAUGAAUAAGUUAACUCAUGAGAAUGUUUCAGCUAGCAAUAAUUCAGCUUUGGCCAGUCAGCAUUCUGCAUUUUCAAAUCAAGGUGAUAUUCAUGAAAGUAACAUGGUUCCUAGACCAUCAAGCCCAGAGAAACUGUUGUUCUCCCACACAUCGAUUCAAAGCUCAAACAGUAGACUCAACUUUGAAAAUUUACAGCAAGAUGAUUCCCAUGUGAGGAACAUUUCGGUGCAGGAGAAGUUUAUUGAGAAACAGGAGUCUACUGAUCCAUCAGAAAAGUCAUGUAUGAAAAUGCCUGAAAACAUGACUGCAUCGAAGAAAGUGGCAACGUUAGAUCCAACAGAAGAAAAGAUUCUGUUUGGUUCGGAUGACAAUCUGUGGGAUGCAUUUGGAAACAGUACUAUAGGAAAUAAUUUGGCUAGUGGGUCUGACAUUGUUGGCUCGUUCCCCUCUCUGCAGAGUGGAAGUUGGAGUGCUCUCAUGCAAUCUGCUGUAGCAGAAACAUCUAGUGGGGACGCAGGAACCCAAAAAUGGGGAAGUAAACGGCAAUCUGUAUGGGCUGAUAACAAUACUGAUGCCCUGGGAAAUUCUCAGAAUAGCCUAAGUGCUCAGGAUUCAGGUUUUAAGGCUUCAAUUGCACAAAACGAAAGAGUUCACAGGGAUGCCACACAAACAGCCGUUAAAUAUUUCCAAGAUAAAGGAAGCAAAUUUCUCAAUCAUGGCCUGUUGGAGAAGCCAAUGGCUGAACCUCGUCAAGUGGUUGGAAAUAAUUUUUGUUCUUCUAGUUCUGGUUUUAACGUGCAGAAUAAUUCUUGUCCUACUCGAGAGGAUGAGGGAAUUGGAGAUAAGCUUGGUACUUGGAAGGCUGCUUCUAAUUCUAAUUUAGCUGGGGCAGUGGGACAAAAGAAUUUUUUCACACAUAAUCUACAAAUUCAAAGGGUUUCUUCUGGUUUUGCCAGUGCAUGUGUAGGAAAUGAUCCUAGUACUGUGAGGGAUGUCCAGGGAAAUAUCCAACAGCAUCUGAAUAACAACUCCAUGGAAAAGGCUGUCUCUCAAAUGAACUCUAGAGAGAGCAAACAGAUUCUUGAGUCGCCUGCAAGUGAGAAUGCAGGCAAAACAGCUGCUGAAACUAAUGGCAAGGUGAAUUCUCCAAUGGAAAACUCGGGUGAUGGUUUUCGAUCUAAUAUCAAAUCACAGGCUUCUGCCAGUGGUUUUAGGGAAAGUGCGCAUGUAAAUGUACGUGGUUCCUCUUUGUUGCCUGGUGGGGAGCAAAUGCAAUCCGGUCAUGUUGGUCAUAGGCCCUUGAUGCCUCGCAAAUUUCAGUAUCAUCCAAUGGGUAAUAUUGAUGUCAGCGAUGAACCUGGUAGAGAAAAAGUUACGCAUUUACCACCAAUGUUCCAGCAGGUACCUGGAGGAGAACAAUGGUAUUUUGGACAGUCAAACUCUAUUGGUCUGACAGCUGUAAACAGGGGAAUGGAAAAGGGCCAUGUUUCUCAAGGUGACUUGAAUUGCCCCAAUGAGGCAUCACUCAAAGGCAUGUAUCAGGAUGAUUCACCUAGUAUAUCUAGUUCGGUUGACGGAAUUGUUGACAGGGGUAAUCAAGUCAAGGGUGCUGCUUCAUCAAGACAGACUAUGCUGGAGCUUCUUCAUAAGGUGGAUCAAUCGCAGGAUCAUGUCAUGGGAACAAGUGUUUCUGGGUUGCCUGAAGCUAAGACUUCUGCAGAAACUGGUGGUCAACUUCAGCAUAAUCAGGCAUCUGCUCCUCAGGGUUUCAGUUUACAAUUGGCGCCUCCAUCUCAACCUGUUACGUCACCUGAUAAUGCUCCAUUUCCUCGAAGCUCUUUGCAGGCUGUUAAAUCUUUGAAUCCAAUUCAUAAUGCCUCUGAAAAAGGAGGAAUGAGUCAAUCAAAGUCGGUUCCAUGGACAUCUAAUCAGGCUUUUCUCCACCAAGAGACCCAUAAAGGAGCAUUUCCUGGUAUCCCCGGACAAAUCAACUGUUCGUCUGGUUUUCCUUUUUCCAGACCAUAUCAACAAAACCAGCAAAUGUCUGCUGCUACCCGACCAUCAGCUGCGAACCAAUCAGUCAAUUCGCUUUUUAAGAUGUCUACAUCUCAGGUGAAAGAAAGAGAUGGAUAUGGUGAAAUAGCUCAACACAGACAAUUGGCACAAAUGCCACCCCAGCUCAGUCCUAACACCGACAACAAUAACGAAGAUUUGGCCAAAGGAUAUACCAUGCAGGAAGCAAUGUCAGCUUCUCAGCCUCGAGUUGCAUCCAGCUCAUCAGAGCAAGGGCUUUCUUCUGCUAUGAUGUCAGGUUCAAUGGUGCAACGUCAGUCUUCUAAGCCUCAUCCAGAUAUUGUAAGAUCUCAUCUGUUCCCGAACAACAGUCUAGAGGGGAGAUUAGCUGGACAAGAGAAGACAAAUCAAACAGCUCAAAAUGGAGGAGAGGGGCCAUCAGCAGGGGGGAACUUGAUGAAUAAGCUUGAGUUACAGGGUAAAGAUAUUACUGCAAAACAUGCAUCUGAUGCUGCUUCAAUGUUUUCCAAAUUGGCGCAGAACAAUCUUCAAACACUUGGUCGGUCAUUUAUGCCGCACAACCUUUCAAAGGAAAAGAACGCGCAUUACCUAGAGCAUAUGGCUGCAAAUGGGGAGGAUAAUUCAACCAAUAAUAGGGUUGUGAACAGAGGUGAAUGUAGUCUUGCAGAUCCUAAAAAUUUAGCACCUAGAGGGGAGCAACAAUCACCUCUGGGAUCUGAUGGUUUGGUUAGAGAUGGACUGGUCCAAAGUAAGGAAUCUGUGCAUCCGAUUGGCCCAACGGUUUCUCAAAGUUUCUCCAAUAAGAAUCUCGUUGCUUCUGCUUAUGCUUCCAAAAAUGGACUGGUCCAGCCCCUGAAUGAUGCAUGCGGAUCCACCCCUUUAAGGAUGGCAGAACAAUCUUCUAUCACUGGGAAAUUUGCCGAUGGUUCACAUUCUGGUCAAGCAUCAAAGGAAUUAGUGGCUGAGGAUCCCGGUCAGGUUGAACUUGGAGCAGAAACUCUCUCGUCUGAGUCAUUACCACCUCGUGGUGCCACUGAGCAACUUCUGUCUGUUGAUAGACCAAAAAAGCGUAAAACUGCCAUGUCAGGAUUUGUGUCGUGGAGUAAAGAGGUCAUGCUAGUUUCCCAGAGGCUUCAGACUCUCAGCGAGAGUGAGGUCGAUUGGGCAAGAGCUACUAAUAGACUUCCUGAAAAGUUGGAAGCUGAAAGCGAGUUACUUGAAGACGUACCACCAGUCCUCAGAUCAAAAAGAAGGCUUAUGUUUACUACUCAGCUCGUCCAGCAACUUUUCCGUCCCCCUCCCGCAAGGUUAAUAACGUCUUUAAAUGCAAACUCAAAUUACGAUACAGUUGUAUACACUGCUAUGAGAGCAGCACUAGGAGACGCUUGCAGCUCCAUUUCUACUGCCAGAAGCGAGAGAUUUGGACCACCCAAUGAUGAAAACCCGUUGAAAACAGCAGAGAAAAUCAGUGAUCAAUACAUAUCAAAAGCUGCAGAAGAAUUCAAUGGCAGAACUCAAAGACUAGAGAGCGAGUUCUCGAGGGUAGAAAAGGGAACUACUUUUCCAGAUUUGAGAGUGGAAGUCCAGGAACUAGAGAAGUUUUCAGUGAUCAAUCGUUUCGCAAAGUUCCACGCAAGGGGACCGCUCGAUGGAACCGAGACCUCGUCGUCUACCGAUCGGACAUUGAGCUCUGUUAGGUUAUACCCACAGAGAUAUGUUACGGUCGCUCCCAUGCCUCGGAAUGUUCCAGACAGUGUUCAAUGCCUCUCUCUUUGAUUACUUUGAUGAAUCCAUUAUUCACUUUUUUUGGGGCCAAAUCUGUUAAAAUUCAUCGCUUCUGAGGGUCAGGUCUCUAGCAUCAUUGUUCACUUCAUUCAGAACAUUGUAAGCCAAUCCAUUUGUAUACUUGGUAAAGAGAGGAGAAAAAAAACCAUGCUCAUUAGAGAGGAACCAUUUAUGCACUGUAAUUUUUCCGGAAUUGGGCACAUAUUUAUAUAUAAGAUUGCAAUUUCGUUUUCC